GACAGUGUAGAAGGGAUCCAGCCCCCUCUCGUCUUGUCUUGGGUCUCUGGCCUGCUGAAGUCACAUGAGUCCACAGCAGACUGCGAGGAUGGACGACUACAAGCAGUUUCUCAUCGUCUUCUCUCUGGCUCUGGCGCUCGGGAUUGUGUCGAUCGCCUUGGCGUUAACCUGGGUCCUACACUUCAGAGAGGGGCUUGGCUGGGACGGGGGGUCGGCGGAGUUUAACUGGCACCCGUUGUUAAUGCUGAUCGGCUUUGUUUUUCUUCAGGGACUCGCGAUUGUUGUGUAUCGGCUGCCAUGGACCUGGAGGUGCAGCAAGCAGAUGAUGAAGCUGAUCCACGCAGGGCUGAAUAUUAUGGCCUUCAUCUUGGCUGUCAUUUCUGUGGUGGCUGUGUUUGAUUUCCACAAUGCAAAGAACAUCCCCAACAUGUACAGCCUGCACAGCUGGAUUGGUCUGGCUGCUGUCAUACUCUACCCAGCACAGAUAGUUAUGGGCAUUACCGUCUAUCUGAUUCCUGUAACUCCGGUGUACGUGCGUGCUGCUCUUAUGCCUGUACACAUCUACAGUGGCCUGUUCAUCUUCAUCAGUGUUAUAGCCACAGCUCUCAUGGGCAUCACAGAGAAACUCAUAUUUAGCCUGAAGAGCCCUGCUUAUAAAGACUCUCCACCGGAAGCUGUUUUGGUAAAUGUUCUUGGGCUGCUCAUUGCUGCAUUUGGUGGUCUUGUUCUCUGGAUUGCUACUCGUCCCUCGUGGAAGAGGCCGAGAGAAGAGGUCACACAAGACCUGAGUGAUAACAGCACGAGCCCAGAGGACAUCAAAGUGUGCUCCGCCAUGACCUCCAGGACCGAGCAUGAAUCCAGCCUCGAGACACGCAGACGCAACGGAAAAGCAGAAGAGUCUGGAUAAUAAUUAAAAAAAGAGAGUUUUGAAACAAGUUUGUGGAUUUUAGCUCAUUUCAUCUCAAAGAAAACAGUGUCAUUCCAAACCGGUUAGGGUUUGUUUUUAUAUUUAUAUAUAUAUAUCUAUAUAUAUAUAUAUAUAAGUUAUUCAUAAAAAAAACACUAGGUAUUGCCUUAAAGGCAUAGUUCACCCAAAAAUUAAAAGUUUGUGCUUAAUACCUUUCUGGGCCAUGAAUGUGUCCGUUGUGUUGCUGUCUAUGGAGGGUCAGAAAGCGCUCAGAUUUCAUCAAAAAUAUCCUAUUUUUGUUCUGAAGAUGAUAGAAGGCUUUUACAGGUUUGGAACAACACAAACAUGAGUAAUUCAUGACAGAAUUUAAUUUUUUCGUGGACUAUCCCUUUAAUAUCAAUGCUGAAACUCCUACUGUCGUGUCUGAAGGGCAUUUUAAACUGACAGCUGUGUUUGCGCUGUAUUAUCUCUUUGCUGUCCGUAAGAACAUAUAGAUGCCUGUACUCCCAGCUCCCUGCUGCUUUUAAAGAUGUGUCUUUUUUUAUCAGUAUUUGCACUAUUAUAACAUUUAACACACUAGUGUAAAGCUCAGUUACAUUUAUACUGCAUUAUUACAGUCAUAAAGUGUUUGUAUCGCUCCUGAUUAGCCAGUUUGUUCAUUUUAAACAUGAGAUUGUAUUUGAAAUGUUUUCAGUUUUGUUACGAUAGAAAUCUGCUAUUGUUAGGGGCAUUUUUACAGUGUUUUGUAUAUCUGUUAGAACAUAUCAAAACAAGAUUUGAAUUGUAUUUUAUGGUACCAAAAUGACUUAUCCUUUGAUGGAUCAUUUUUGUAUGAAAUGCUUAAAAUCAUAAAAUAUUUUAACAUA
Carassius gibelio (silver crucian carp) is the source of this 1773-nucleotide messenger RNA. RefSeq names its product plasma membrane ascorbate-dependent reductase CYBRD1. Bases 65 to 907 code for a protein of 280 amino acids. The record is from RefSeq and is a predicted model, not a curated record. The transcript has 4 exons. Gene Ontology annotation, cellular component: lysosomal membrane. Gene Ontology annotation, molecular function: oxidoreductase activity. NCBI's taxonomy places the organism in Eukaryota, Metazoa, Chordata, Actinopteri, Cypriniformes, Cyprinidae.